Molecule: messenger RNA, 660 nt
Organism: Micromonas commoda
Lineage: Eukaryota; Viridiplantae; Chlorophyta; Mamiellophyceae; Mamiellales; Mamiellaceae
Product: mitochondrial protein translocase family
Exons: 1
Coding region: 1-660 (219 amino acids)
Biological process (GO): protein import into mitochondrial matrix
Cellular component (GO): mitochondrial outer membrane translocase complex; mitochondrial outer membrane
Molecular function (GO): transmembrane protein transporter activity
Source: RefSeq, a predicted model, not a curated record
AUGAAGGCCGUGGGCGCGAAGUAUGCGGCGGAAAGCAGUUUCGCCUCGAAUGGAAGCUCGACUUCCGCGAUAGAGUUUGACGUGUCAGACGCCGUCUCGGGCAGAUGGGAGUCUGCCGAGAAAGUUGGCGCUGCUCGUAAAUGGAAGUUCGAUCUGGACUACGAGGGUUCAGACAGUGAGGCUCACCUAAAGCUCGGCGACGGACGGUUUGGGGGUGUCAAGUACCUUCGAGGUGUGACGAAAGCCCUCUCCCUCGGCGUCGACGCAUUCUGGCUGGCUGAACAGAGCAGCGUGGGCUUUGCGGCGCGAUACACGGAUAAGAGAUCAGUUGCGACGGCGCAGUUGGCCUCCGUUGGCCUUCUUUGUCUGACAUACACUAAGGUCGAUAUGAAGGUGAAAAUCAACGAGCAACUCAAGCAAGUCAUGCUGGCGAGUGAUUUCAUGUGGAAUUGGCACACUCGAAAGGCGCAUAUGAGCGUCGGCUAUGACUUGAUCGACGGCAAGAAUCGCUGGCGAGGGCGAAUCAACAGCGCAGGUACGGCCUCUUCGUUUUACGAGAGACACGUAAGCGCCACCUGCUCGAUUUGGACAUCCAAUGACAUUAACCUCCCAAACCGAAAUUGGAAGUUCGGCGUCGGGAUCACGGCACAGGCGAUGUAA